GCCAGGAUGUAUGAGUAUCACUCAGUGUUCAUCUGAUGUCAUUCAUUGGCUGAGAAGAGACUGACGCAGGCAAUGCCAACAUGAAAGCACCCAUCAUGAGCGCGCGAAAGAACAGACACCAUCCCCCCUGGAAGUACAUACAUGCCGCGGACCAAACGCAUCAAGACAUCAAGAGCUGAGCUCCGUAUACACAGAUGAGGGAAGUGCUGCCGCAACCAAGACAGAACCAGAGACAAACGCACGGAGAAAACAACACCUCUUCCUUUCCCUCUCCCUUCCCUUGCAACCCGAGAAGCCUACACCCGCCACUACGUCUGCUCGAGGUUCUCCUCCUCCCCAUCACCACCUACAAUGCCAUCCAUGUAGGCAAUGACCUCGUCGAUCGACGCCCUCCGCCUCUUAUUGGGCACGCACAUCUUGUCCCACAGCGCCCUGGCCACCGCCAUGUCCACCCUCUCCUCAUCCGUCAGCCCACCCACACCCUCGAUCCUGUCCAGCAGGUCCAGCAGCCGCUGGUGGCGCUCGCGCGCCUCGCGGUCACAGGUCUGCAGAAAGCGCUCACGGGAGUACUUGCCCGUCGCCUUGUCGCCCCAUUGCUCCGGGAUGGUCACAAAGAUGUCCGCCAGCUCGUUGCCCUCCUUCUCCUGACCCGCCUGGAGGGCAGACAUGUCCUCCCGCAGGGCAGACAGACCGGCCAGAGCGAGAAACAACACACCUACUGCGGCGGCAUAGGUGUCGCGCGACUGAGGGGAGACAAUCCACGCACACAGAGAGAGAAACGAUGACAGCAGGAUGGAUGCCUGCUGGGGUCAUCUUGUCUGCACCUGGUCAUCCGGCGAGCCCAUCAUGCCCCAGUCGCUUUCGGCGAUCUCCCUGAAGGCCUCAGGCGGCAAACACUGGAUGGGCGGGAUCGUCCGCGGCGCCGACCGGAAGUUGCCCCCACCCACCAGCACCUGAACGCUCUGAUAGUCGAUGAUUCGCGGCCUCAGCAGCGAAUCGUACACAAAGUUGUUGUCGUUCAUGUCGUUGUGGAUCAGCAGACGGAAGCCAGCGACAGAGCUAUCCUUCUCCCUGAUGUACGGUGGCGACGAGCAUGUGGCGGAGGGCGGGAGGAACUUGUGAGUAGGGUGGAUGUUGCAGCCCGAGCUGGAGGGCGACUUGACCCCGUCGUGUGUCGCGUGGAAGGCUUUGGUGGCCGCCAGGGUGUCGCGGAUCACCUGCCGAUAUCGGGCGGGCGAGAGGGCCGAUGGGCCGCCGGCUGCUCGAGCAGCCGUGAGGCCGUGGAGAGUGGCCCCUGUCUGGCCCUCCGGCGAGCCUGCAACACACAGCCAACACAGUGGAGCAUUUCUGUGCUCGGUGUUUCGUGUCCCAUCCUUCCUUACGUAUGUGCUCCAGCAGCAGAAAUGGCCCGCCCAACUCGAUGUCAUCCAACCCAUUCGCCUCCUCGCCGUCACUGUUGAGACCUCCCCCCUUCAGCAGCCGCAGUGCGAAGGGCAGGCCGCUAUCUCGGCGAUCGCCCGCUGCCCCACUGUCGGCUUCUGCGGUUGCUUUGCGCUUCUCGCGUCGCGUGAGGAGCAGGCGGCCCCUCUCAUAAAGCACAGGUCCGAUGGGGCAACCGUUGUUCUCCGUGGUGAAGCGGAAAAGUAGCUCCCCCUCGUCCUCGAGCUCCUGAGUCAGCACCUCCUUUGUGCAGCAGUUGUGGGGGUCUUCCUGGAGGGAGGCGGGGGUGAGGGUUUUGAGCAGGACGUCGGCUGGUCCUUUGCUGGUGUCGAUGGUGCCCUCGAUGUAGAUGAACUCGUCAUUUUUGUGCACGUAGCGGCCGGAGCACCGCAGCGUGUCUAGAAGAGGGUAGGGCGUGCUGCUCCAUGAAGGCUGGGGAGGCUGGAAGUGUGUGUGCGGGGCCAUACCGUCAGUUGCCUGGAAUGAGUGGAAAGAAAGCACCUCGUUUCAUCCAUCCUGCGUCCACAUAGU
Messenger RNA from Vitrella brassicaformis, 1971 nucleotides. The record is from the annotation of a GenBank genome assembly. NCBI's taxonomy places the organism in Eukaryota, Vitrellaceae.